CUGGCUCUCUCUGUUCGCUCCAUACAGUCUAUGGUUCGCUCCAUACAGUCUAUGGUGGAACAUGUCCGCCGUGCAGCUGCUGAGGGUUUCGGUACAUGAGCGGAUCAGCGCUGCCGCUGAAGACUUCCUGCUGCAGGUGGAGAAAGGAGGAGGACAUGCUCAAGUCCCUGCGCUGAGAGCAAUGCUAACCGAGCGGCUAACGGCGGCGGUUGAGGAGAUCCUCGAGGGGCUUGAGGAAACCGUGGCAGAGUACGAAGACAGAGUUGAGCAGUCCGAGCGGGAGAUCUGCCGCCAGAGGAGGCUGCUCGAUGCCGUGAUGCAGCCCGUAGUCCGGCUGCACAGAGCAGGGUGUCCUGCAGACGUCCAGCAACUGAUGGUGAAUAAAGAAGAGGUUCCCCCUGAGCAGCAGCAGUGGAGCCCCCUUCUGGACCAGGAGGACCCAGAGCCCCCCUACAUUAAAAAGGAACAGGAGGAAUCGUGGACCAAUCGGGAUGGACAGCAGCUUCAAGGACUGGAGGAGGCUGAUAAUGAAUUCACUUUGACUCCUGUCGCUGUGAAGAGUGAAGAAGAUGAAGAGAAACUUCAAUCGUUGAAGCUUCAUCCGAGUGAGACGAAGGAGAACAGAGCGGACUGUGGAGAACCAGAACCAGCCAGGAACUCAGGUCCUGAUGAGCGUUUACAACCAGGUCCUGAGGACAAGACUGAAGAGAGUAUGAAUGAUUGGAUGGAGACCAGGGAACCUCAGACUGGUUCAAAUACAAGAAAUAACAAACAGUUUCUAAGUAUUAUGGGACGUAAGACAGAAAAAAAAUCGCUUAGUUGCUCUGAGUGUGGUUACAUAUUUAGCCAUAGGAGCCAUCUAAAUAGACAUAUGAGGAUUCAUACAGGAGAGAGGCCGUUUAGUUGCUCUGAGUGUGGUAAAAGAUUUAACCAGAAGGACAAUCUAAAUGCACAUAUGAGGCUUCAUACAGGAGAGAGACCGUUUAGUUGCUCUGAGUGCGGUAAAAGAUUUAAACAGAAGGGCGAUCUAAAUGCACAUAUGAGGCUUCAUACAGGAGAGAAACCAUUUAGUUGCUCUGAGUGUGGUAAAGCAUUUAACCAAAGCGGCGCUCUAAAUAAACAUAUGAGGUGUCAUACAGGGGAGAAACCUUGUAGUUGCUCUGAGUGUGGUGAAACAUUUAGCGAUAGGGGCCAUCUAAAUAGACAUAUGAGGAUUCAUACAGGAGAGAGGCCGUUUAGUUGCUCUGAGUGUGGUAAAAGAUUUAAACAGAAGGACUAUCUAAAUGCACAUAUGAGGCUUCAUACAGGAGAGAGACCGUUUAGUUGCUCUGAGUGCGGUAAAAGAUUUAAACAGAAGGGUGAUCUAAAUGCACAUAUGAGGCUUCAUACAGGAGAAAGACCGUUUAGUUGCUCUGAGUGCGGUAAAAGAUUUAAACGGAAGGGCGAUCUAAAUGCACAUAUGAGGCUUCAUACAGGAGAGAAACCAUUUAGUUGCUCUGAGUGUGGUAAAGCAUUUAACCAAAGCGGCGCUCUAAAUAGGCAUAUGAGGUGUCAUACAGGGGAGAAACCUUGUAGUUGCUCUGAGUGUGGUGAAAGAUUUAACCAGAAGGGCGAUCUAAAUAUUCACAUGAGGCUUCAUACAGGAGAGAAACCAUUUAGUUGCUCUGAGUGUGGUAAAGGAUUUAACCAAAGCGGAAAUAGACAUAUGAGGUGUCAUACAGGCGAGAAACCUCGUAGUUGCUCUGAGUGUGGAAAAGGAUUUAUCCAAAGGGGCAAUCUACAUAGACACAUGAGGAGUCACAUGGGAGAUAAACCGUUUAGUUGAUCUGAGUGUGGUAAAGGAUUUAAUAUUCAUUCCUAUUUUUUUGAGACGUGAAGGUUCAUAAAGGAGAGAAAUUAUUCAUUUUCAACAAAAGAUUUAUUAGGAUUUAUCAGCAGAUAUUCAUAAAAUACAUAUUCAUAGUUCACUGUUUUAAAGAGACUAUUAACAGUUUUAUGUCCCUAGAAAAUGUAACUCAUUGAAAAAAACGAAAGAUUUGUUUAUAUAUCUUGUUUCUACUGAUUUUUACAUAAUUUAUCUUUUUUUCAUAAUAUGUCAUUUUAGGGUUAAAGUGUGUUCCUAGCACAGUAUGAAUGUGUGUUCUUAACUAGUUCAUAUGAUUGAAUAUGUUUGUUUUAAAACAAUGGUUUCUUGGUUUGUGAGAUCCAAUGACAGUGUGUGUUCUCCUUUAUGUAUUGAAUGUGUUUCCAAGAAUAAAGGUCUAAUAAAAAGAUAA
This is a messenger RNA of Pleuronectes platessa (European plaice), 2276 nucleotides long. RefSeq names its product gastrula zinc finger protein XlCGF57.1. Gene Ontology annotation, biological process: regulation of transcription by RNA polymerase II. Gene Ontology annotation, cellular component: PcG protein complex; transcription regulator complex. Lineage: Eukaryota; Metazoa; Chordata; Actinopteri; Pleuronectiformes; Pleuronectidae. Gene Ontology annotation, molecular function: DNA-binding transcription factor activity, RNA polymerase II-specific; RNA polymerase II cis-regulatory region sequence-specific DNA binding. The record is from RefSeq and is a predicted model, not a curated record. The coding region runs from base 62 to 1825 and encodes 587 amino acids. The transcript has 2 exons.